UAUUGAAAAAUAAAUAAGCAGUCUGUAGCGAACAACAGUACUUACCAUACGCUUGCCAUUGAAAUUUUCAUUGAAAAUGACGUUGGACAAAGAAAUGAAAUUGAAAUUGAUCGAAGUUAAAAAUGAAACAGAAUAUCGGUUGAUGCUACUGAACGAAGAAGAUGCUCUCUAUCCUCCAUGGUUUUUCACUUGGAUUGAUGAAUCACUGACAGCAUUUGCUUGGCCUCAAACGAAAGGCAAUAUGGAAUAUCUUUGGUUAAUCGGAAUAAGACAUAUUAUUACUCUCUGUCCGGAAAAAAUACCUGAUAUCGCAGAAUCAAAAUUUUCUUGGACCUAUAUCCCUAUAGAAGAAUGCCAUGCACCUUCCAUUGAGGACAUUUUCAAAUUCAUCAGAACAGUUCAGUGGUGUAAAAAAUUGAACUUGAGACGCCGUACGGUGCGUACAGAAGAAGCUCUUGCUGCUGUACAGCGUAGCAUUGAGGAAGACCCGGAGGAGUCCAUCCGCCAUCGAGCACAGGAAUUGGAUCUGUGUCCAUCCACUUUAUGGAAGAUUUUGCGGAAGGAUCUUGGUUUGCGUGCUUACAAAAUCCAACUCGUGCAAGAAUUGAAGCCAAACGAUCAUCAA
This is a messenger RNA of Leptinotarsa decemlineata (Colorado potato beetle), 625 nucleotides long. Its product is annotated as dual specificity protein phosphatase 23. NCBI's taxonomy places the organism in Eukaryota, Metazoa, Arthropoda, Insecta, Coleoptera, Chrysomelidae. Gene Ontology annotation, biological process: protein dephosphorylation. The record is from RefSeq and is a predicted model, not a curated record.